Molecule: messenger RNA, 2496 nt
Organism: Chara braunii
Lineage: Eukaryota; Viridiplantae; Streptophyta; Charophyceae; Charales; Characeae
Source: the annotation of a GenBank genome assembly
GGCGAAAAUGCCGAAGCAGCAAGUCAACGCCUUCAUCCAGGCCAGCGACGACACGCAGGCGAGCAUGAAGAAUUCGAACUUCGUUUGCAAAUACGUGCUCGUUGGCCAGGAGCUUUCUGAGAAGCUCCGUGGUCAGAGGAUGCUUCAGUGCGUGUUCUGCGGGAACGAGUGGCAGGGGAACAGGCAUGGGGUUGCGCGACAUUUUCGUAGCGUGAAGGGAUGUUUACAGGUGACCAAUGAAGCUCUUAUGGAGAAGCAUAACAUGAGCGGUUACGCAUUUGAGGGAAAGUGGUUGGAGCGGAUCCGCAAGAAGUUGUGGUUGCGCUUCGUGUACAGCAACCAGCUUCCCUUCAACAUCUUUCGGAGCCCGACAUGGAAGGCGUAUACUGCACACUUCAGGGACAAACCCGCUUCAGUCCCCGUGGUUUGGCCUUUUGAGAACGAAGUCGCAUCGAUGGAUGCAGUGCUUGAGACAGCGACAGACGUUGUUGCGGGUCUCAAAGACAUACAGGAGCCGUUUGACCGCACUGGGGCGACGAUCAUGUCCGAUGGUAGGAAGUCUCGUGAUGGGAACUUCCUUGUAGCCGUUGCUCGAGGAGUGAUGAUGUAUCCCACCCUCAACAGACAGGGUGAGAUUGAUGAUGCGCUCGCGGUGUUGGGGAGGUGGAUAUCGGUUUUCCACGAUUUCGGUCCCGACAGGGUUAACGCCAUUUGCACAGACUCUGUGUCUGCCUACGUAAAGGCAGGCAACGCUUUGGCCCAUCCUCACAUGCGGCCUGCGUACAAACGGAUUACGUGGCUUCCCUGUGCGGGGCAUGUGUGCAACAAAUUGUCGUCGGACAUCGGGACAGUGGGUCCGUGGUUAUGCAUGUCUCGAGUGAUCGAGUGGACGGGACAGUUGGCGAGGGAUGUGGAGGCGGCUGUUAAACCGCUUGAGAAUGAAUUGGCGGAUCAGAUUUUCAGGUGCGUGCAGGAGCGUGUCUCUCAUAUGUGUGAGCCUGCGCAUGUUGUGGUGUACCUCCUUUGCCCGAUGAGGAGGUCGAUGCAGUAUUACAGCGACGUGGUGAAGGACGAGGACAAACGACUUGUGAGGAAGGCAGAGUCGUACAUUCUGUCGCAGACCGGGUUUGACGAGCGGCGGAAGGAGUACCGAGACGCUGUGUUGCAGCUGCGGGACUUUCAUAUGCGCACAUCGACUUGCACAUGGGGAGGGGAGUGGGCACACGCCGCAGCGGAGAUGUGUGUCGGGGACCACGAGACUGCUGAGAGUGGUCUUCGGUGGUCACAGUAUGGCGGUUGUGCUCCUGAGCGUCAUCGUAUCGCUGUUCGUGUGUUGUACAUGUGGACGUGCUCCUCUCCCGCAGAGCGGAACUGGGCCAUCCACGAGAGUAUUCACACGAAGAAGCAUAACAGGUUACUGUUCUCGAAGGUCGCGAAGUUGGUCGAGAUCAUGGCCAACAUGCGACUUUUGGCUCUUCAGAGCGCUGGUGGAGGUUUGGUUCUUCCCUGGACUCAUGACGAGUCCAUGUUCGAUGUCGAGGGAGGCUUGGAGGCAGACGCUAUAUGUGAGGGGGUGGACCACAGCAUACCAGAGGAGGACCGUGAUGUGCAGGCGCAGUUGUGGCGGCGGGAUGCUUGCGGGUCACGACCACUGCCUCCCGUUGAAGAUGUGUUCGGGGUUCGGGCCGCCACUUUGAGGCCGUACCCGAGAGACGACUCGAGUGGAGAUGAGCUUGAGGAGGCAGAUGACGGUUUCCGCCUCCACGGCGCUGCUGCUGCCCAGCGUGCAGAGGACGACGAUGGCACUUGGAGUGACCCUGAGGAGGUUCAUCGGCGUAGCAGUGGUAGAGAUUUAUUCAAGGACACAGCCAGGGGCAGGUUUGGAGUUGAGGGAUGUUGGGACGGAUCUGGGAGCCCUGUUGUCGAGCUGCCCGUACAUGGGGCAGAGGGAGACACAGCGGGCAUGCGAGGAGCCCAUCAGAGACGGGGUCCGACAGGCAGGGGCUCAUUAGACAAUGGCGAGGUUUCAGAGGGACGUGGAGGAAGUGUCGUACCCCCGUUCACCAUUCACGGGGUCUUUGAACGGAGCCGAGAGAUGAGCAUCGCAGAUGUGGCUGGCGAUGUUGUUUCUGGGUUGGGUGGGGCAUGGUCGCUAGGGGACAUUGGGACGCUUGGCGCUCUGCCUGGUAGUGGUUACGCGGAGCAGUUCGAUGAUGCCCAUCAUGAGGGGGCACCACACGAUGAUGCUGGCGGUGGGGACCAUGCUAUGGAAUCGGCGUCCAUGCGCGAUUUCAUGGCUGAGCUAGAGGCCACUCUGCCAUCCAUGACGGAGGGUGAGUCUGUUGUUGCGCGACAGGUCGAAGACGAGGAUGUUGGGCCUAGCCACAGUCAGUUCACAUGAGAGAGCCUGCACCCGACACCGAGGAGGAGCGCAUGGCGAGAGAGGCGAGGGAGGAUGAGGAGGAGGCCGCAAGGGCCAAGGCCCUAGCCGAUUUU